Messenger RNA from Aspergillus aculeatinus CBS 121060, 951 nucleotides. RefSeq names its product RraA family protein. The transcript has 4 exons. NCBI's taxonomy places the organism in Eukaryota, Fungi, Ascomycota, Eurotiomycetes, Eurotiales, Aspergillaceae. The coding region runs from base 202 to 951 and encodes 249 amino acids. The record is from RefSeq and is a predicted model, not a curated record.
UCGCAAUCCAUACUAUCCUCAGAGCCAGAAUCCCACGCUUCAAUCCCUACCAGUUAACCCAGAGGCUCUCCGCAUAAACCUCCGCGACUCUUCCAUUGCCCCGGAUUCACCCCGCAUCGACUUAUCUCACUCCUCCACAAUCACCACCACCAUCCACUCCCCCUCCCAAUCCUCAAACAAAGACACCAACUCCCUACCAACAUGCCAACACCAACCCCCCUCGAAGAAAAGCUACGCAUCCUCCACAACUACUCCGCCUGCGACGUCUCCGAUGCGCUCCUCAAACUCCAAACCCCAGCCCCAGGAACCCCCGCCCGCGCCGGCCACCUCGCCGACCUAAGUAAAAACAAAGCCCCCUACCCCCACGCCCACCCCCAUCCCCCAAGCCCUAGCACCACCAAAAUCAUCGCCCCAGCCUCAACCAUCAAAUUCAUCUCCAAACACGACGAUAUCCCCGCAGCGAGCAACGACAAUGCGCACACCAUCCCCCCGAACACGCACUGGGUCGACACCGUCGACCCGGACACCAUCGUGGUUGUCGACCAACCCCCAGCACAACACUGCGCGGUCGUGGGCGGGAUCAUGGCGCUGCGCAUGAAGUACCUAGGCGUGAAGGGGGCGGUGUUGAACGGGCGCGUGCGCGACCUCGCCGAGUUUAUGGAGUGUGGGCUCCCCGUGUGGGCGCGGGGGACGUCGACAGUGGGGAGUGGGGCGGAGGCGAAGGCGGUCGCCCGCAAUGUCGCUGUUGAUGUGGGUGGGGUGGUUGUUGAGCCUGGAGAUAUCAUUGUCUGUGAUCCGGUUGAAGGCGUGGUGGCUAUUCCGCGCGAUCUGCUCGAUGCCGUUUUGGAGACGAUGCCUAAGUUGGUGGCGAUGGAUGAUCGGGUGAAGGAGGCUGUGGGGCAGGGAGUGAGUGUGUUCGAUGCCUUUAAGCGGUUUCGUGGGAAGAUUUAG